AUGUCUUCCUGCAAGACACCAGACUGGGUAGCCAGCUGUGAAGUCUGCCAGGCAAUUUGGCAAAGACUAACUAGCGACGACAAAUUCGAGCACACGAUCAGUUUGGGGUCCUUCGAAGAAGCGCUAACCACAAAAUGUCAGAAUCACAAACCCCUCAUUGAAGCUUUUUGGGAGUACACCAAGAAUGGAGAGGAGGGAAACGAUAAGUCUAGAGAAGUGAGGGUUGAGUUUGACUCACGUGGGGGUGUUGUUCGUCUUGAUGAGACUGUUGACUAUGGCGGUUAUCUUUGGAGUCUUGCGCUUGUUGAUAAAGGUUCUGGAUACGGUACUGGUCGCGUCCUGGACCCUGAGUGGGCGGACUUAAGUGUGAUUGAGAAGUGGAAAGAUGAGUGUCUCUCAUCACAUGGGGAUUUGUGCAGUAAUCCUCUUAGAAUAUGGAGGGCAAGGCCUGCCUGGUUGAUCGAUGUUGAGAGCAGGUGCCUUGUUCCGGGGACUGUCGAGGGUGACUAUGUAGCGCUGAGCUAUACAUAUGGUGGUUACGUUGGCCGUUUGAUCGAUGAUAGUGUGCUCGAAAUGCUCCAAGUGCCACAAGCGCUGGAAACUCCAGCCCUAUCGGAGUAUGUCUCACCAAUCAUACGAAACGCCAUGCACUUAACUACCGUCAUCGGUGAGAGAUACCUUUGGGUUGAUGCACUAUGCAUUACCCAUGGAGACAACGACUCAACGACUAAGGAGUUAUCACUCAUGGGCGCCAUCUACGCCAACGCAAUACUCACAGUCGUAGCAGCAGACGGUGAUUCUAAGACUGGUCUAGCAGGCAUCAAGGGAAUAUCAGCACCACGAGAGCUCAAACAGAUUCUAGUCCCCUUCGGAGACCAUCAACUUCUACACAAGGACAACAUUGGGUUCCAAGCAGAAAUCUGGCUGCCAUACUACGAACGAGGUUGGAUCUAUCAAGAGCUGAGACUCUCGCCUCGCAAGCUUGCCUUUCAUGAUGGACAGCUCCAUUGGCAGUGCCAACAUAGUGUGUGGCAUGAGGAGGCUGCGUCGAGAGUUCGAGUUGAGAAGGACCCUUUCACAACCGCGACGAUAGACAGCGGGUUAAAAAUCCUACUAGACGGUUUCUUUGAUUAUUCUUCUUUCAGUCUUCUUGUGUCGCGGUACAACGAUCUAGAACUUCGCUACGGCGAAGACGCCCUACCUGCAAUAUCAGGAUUUCUGUCUGUGCUGAGUCGGCGCUUCCAAGGUGGUUUCUUGUACGGGAUACCAGAAAUGAUUUUUGAGCGCGGUCUUGGUUGGAAGCCGUUUAUCCAAAGCAUAGAUUUGGCAAGACGAGUUCGCUCAUCAAGGCCUCAAAGUAUGCAACUGAAACCGUCUGGCCUCCCGUCUUGGUCAUGGAUUGGAUGGAUGGGGAGUAUAGAGCCGGUUGGGCCUGAAGCCACGCUGAUGAUGCCAUGGGAAGAAGGCGAAGGCAUUGAAGAGACCACGCCCAUUACUGAAUGGUACACAAGCCAGUCCCCAACCGAUCCGCGAUCUAAAUGGCGAAGAAUAAGGUCUACAUGGUACGAGAAUCGGGAUAUCUAUAAGGACUUUACGAGGCCAUUACCACCAGGAUGGACGCGUCACGAUGCUCCAGAAAAGUCACCCUGGGAUGAUGGACCUCACUUGUUCCCUGACGGAUGCGACAAAUUUAUCUUCAAGCACAAGGAUAUGCCUGAGAUGGGCUACGAACCAGUACAAGGAUGGUUCUAUCCAUUCCCUCUCACUCCGGUAGACGAAACAACAGUACCCGAUAUGCCUGAGCAAACAGAAUACCUCUUCUGCAAGACGCAUAAAGCUCAACUCUGGGGCUGUCAAAAGGAAGCCGAAUGGAAGGACGCGCGACUUUACAAUAGCCAAAGACAAGAAGUUGGGUUUCUGAAUUUAUUCAAUGAAGACUUCUUUGCUCGCUUCCCCAAAACGCUGUCUGAGGAAAAGAAAGGGUUACCUGUUGACUUGGUAGCUGUGUGUAAAAUCAGGACGUACUGCAGGACACAGGAUGGAGUGACCAAGAUUUGGAGUGCGAGGCAGACGAAGGAUACCUAUUUGGUUCUAUGGGUAGAAUGGAAAGAUGGGAUUGCGUAUCGGCUUGCUAGUGGACAAGUCGAGGUUGAGAAGUGGGAUGAGUUGGACUUGGAGAGUAUCGAUUUGGUCCUUGGAUAG
Molecule: messenger RNA, 2202 nt
Organism: Fusarium coffeatum
Lineage: Eukaryota; Fungi; Ascomycota; Sordariomycetes; Hypocreales; Nectriaceae
Exons: 1
Coding region: 1-2202 (733 amino acids)
Source: RefSeq, a predicted model, not a curated record